AUGAACAUAGGUUUGAUAUGGGUGUUAUAUAGCUCGCCGCGUCCCCUAGUCUUUAGUGAUGACUUCAUAGAACCUCACCGUAUUAUAAGACCUAUUGGCCGUGCUAUCCUGCUAGUAACAAUAGCUAUGUUUCAGAAUAAUUGGCCUACUAACCAAUACUGGGCGUUCCUAAUAAAUGACCUGAUCAAGCCUCUCAGCUACCAUCAUAGUGGUGACCGGGUUUCUGGGGCAAGUAUCCCCAUCCCCAACUCCGGCGCCGGUCCUGGAAAUCUUGUAUACUCCAGACGGCGGCGGAGGAUCGCACGGACUGUUCCCGGGAGCUACGGAGUUGUGGAGAAUACUGCUGGAGGAGCUUUGGUGGAUUGGAGGGGCAAUUGGGGAUGCUAUGAGCUCGCUGUUGGCCCCAAAAUAGCUAUCCUCAAGCUUCUCAAGCUCAUCAAGCUCAUCAAGCUCAUCAAGCUCAUCAAGCUCAUCAGCUCCUCAGGUUCUCAAGCUUCUCAAGCUCAUUGGCCCCUCAGCUUCUCAAUCCACGCUCCCUAA
Molecule: messenger RNA, 540 nt
Organism: Morchella importuna
Lineage: Eukaryota; Fungi; Ascomycota; Pezizomycetes; Pezizales; Morchellaceae
Exons: 7
Coding region: 1-540 (179 amino acids)
Source: RefSeq, a predicted model, not a curated record